UAAACGUCAAUCAUCUGAUUUAUUUAAUAUAACAUUUGAUUUAAAUAUAAUUAGUAAUAAAGCUUGUUCAACAACAUCAUGUUUAAAUGAAUUUCAAUCUCAUGCUGUUAAUUUAUUAACAAAUUCAAAUAAGACAAUAUUUCGAGUUUCUUAUGAACUAUUGAAUUCAACACAAAUCUAUUGGUAUUAUUAUCAAUUACCACAACAAAUACAAUCGAAUGCAUCACUUGUAUAUAUUGAUCUUAAUACAAUAUCAUCUUUAUUAGAUACAUUAAUAUUACUAGAUAAAACUCAAAAUCAAUUAUCUAUUGAAAGUUCAACAAAAAAUUUAAUUAGUUAA
Rotaria sp. Silwood1 is the source of this 340-nucleotide messenger RNA. The record is from the annotation of a GenBank genome assembly. NCBI's taxonomy places the organism in Eukaryota, Metazoa, Rotifera, Eurotatoria, Philodinida, Philodinidae.